This is a messenger RNA of Symbiodinium necroappetens, 2139 nucleotides long. The record is from the annotation of a GenBank genome assembly. NCBI's taxonomy places the organism in Eukaryota, Dinophyceae, Suessiales, Symbiodiniaceae.
AUGAGGCGACGUGCGAGUACCGGUGCAGAUUCCCAAGCGUCUGUAGCAGCCAUGGGCCCCAGAGAAAAGCGACCCUGGUACUCUGACCUUCGUGAUCCUGCCGCGCUGGCUGACUUGCUCCUGGAUCCUCGGAUCGACGUUCGCCUCAUCCGCGGCACGUACCUCGAGAAGCUACACCAGGCGAAACAGACGGUGAUCCGGCGCCAGGAGAUCGAGACAGAAGCUGAUGCAGUGGUUACGCCUGAGGAGCUGCUGAGAUGGAAAACGGACGAAGGCUUCCGGCGCAGAGUGCGGAUCAUCGGUGUCUCGCAUGUUUGGGAGACAAUGGAGCAUCCCGACCCGACGGGGCAUCAGCUGGGCAUGCUGGUGAACGCAAGACUGUGGCCUGACAAGUGGUCAUGGUAUUUUUUCGACUACAUGUCCAUCUACCAGUUCUAUCGGGGAUAUCAGUACAGCCGCCAGCAGCGAUGCUUCGAUGCUGCAAUGCUGCAUAUGCAUUUCUUUUACGCCCACGAGCACACCUACACCUACUGCAUUGAGAGCUUGACGCCGCCGGACCAGAUCGAUGGGGACCGCAAGAUCGAGGUGUUCUUCACACCGGAUGGAAGGGGAGAGUCUGGACAAGUGCAAGAGGUGCAGAUCCAGGCCCUGAAUGCCAACACGACGCCCUACUCCCAUCGCGGUUGGUGUGAAGCAGAGAUGCAGUGGUCCAGCAUGCGGGACAGAUUGCAGACACAUUCCCUGGGCAGUCGCUGUCUCCAUCCCUGGAACCGGGCCCCUAUGCCGCCAAAUGUAUUUCAAGAGAAGGUGCUUCAGAAAGACUUAAAAUUCACGCAUAGAAACAAUUCUGACCAGGUGGUACAGCUGCAGGCGCGUGUGUUCAUGGACAAGGCAUUGAACUGCACAUCUUUGAGUUUGACGAGGCUGCCUCGUGACCAAGUUGUGGUGCUGGGUCGCGCCUUGUGCUUCUACAAGAAGCUACAAACCCUGUCCGUGACCAACAGCAUUCUUGAUAAAGAGGGUUGUGAAGAACUGGGAAAGAAUCUUCGUGUCAAAAUGCUGAACUUAACAAGAAACACAAUGCUGGACGGCUCGCUGGCGGCACUGUCUGCUGGCUUGGUGGACAACCGGUCAGUCUUGCAUGCCAACCUCUCAUGCUUGCUGCUGGGUGAUGCGCACGUCAAGGCCAUAGCAGACGUCUUGCGGUCACAAAGCAGUCAACUGCAAACGUUGGACCUUUCCAAGAACGAGAUCGAGGAUGAUGGAGCCGCUGCCCUUGCUGAAGUACUACCUGCCAACCAGUGUUUGCGAAACCUCAUCCUAUGCUCCAACAGAAUUUCCACUGUUGGAGCCACUGCAUUCGCACGGGCCAUCCAAACUGGAGAGGUCACUUUGCAAAUGCUUGACCUUGACCAGAACGAAUUUGCUGAACUUGGGAAGAGCGCCCUCGUGGUUGCGGCAGAUGAGGCUUGGAGAAAGGGUGUGCGGCGGUUUGUCGUUACCUUCCGACCCCAUGGGAAGAAGGAGCUCAAGCCGAAACUUCAGACUUUGAGAAUCUGGAUGAUGCGGGUGGCCGUUACAACCCAGACAUUGUGCUACUUAUUGCAUGUCCUGCGAGUACUGACAUGGUGGCGCGAGUUUUUGGCCUUUGCGAAAUACGUGGAAUAUCUUCAGAAGGAUCCAGAGGUAAGUUCUUCAUAUUCAUCAGAACAGCUUGAUGCCGCUCGGGCACGUGCGUGGUCAGGGGCAUGGUUGCUUCUUCCAGCAGCUGUUCUGUUGUUGGUCAUCCUCUGCUAUGUCGGAGGGCUAGCUUUGGACUUUAUCUUCGCCGCCUUGCUAUGGCAUCAAGGCUUCUGGUUCCGAGGACUUUCUUUAGGCCUCAAGAAGCCAUGGCGGACGCUGCGCAAGUUUGGCUUCGUGGGAUGCCGAGCCUUUCUAGUCGUAUUGACGCUGAUGCUUGCAUGUUUCCGGUCCUGGAGCUUCACAGCUCGUCUCACAAUGUACAUCACAGUUGCCGAUGUGGCUUUACAAGGUGCUAGCCGUGCACACGACCUGGGCGCACUCAUCCUGCGUGUCAUACAUCUGACAAGCAGGCAGUGCAAAGCGUUGAGCGAUGUGGCUGAGCCUUUCACCGUGUGA